AUGACGAGAAGGACGCCUCAAGUAUUCAAGCUUUUGGAAUACGUCUGCAUAGGCCUUUUUCUCAUUGCAGCUGUAGAGCUCUUCAAAUACUCAACGAGAGUCAAUUACGAGUGGUUCCAUUGUACUCCUAUCAAAGAGCCAGUCAGUGAAAAUAGUUCUGCGUUCAAGAUUUUUGCAAUUGGUGGACCAAGCUGCGACAAGAGGGGUGAGUAUAAGGCGAUUAUGAAAAAAAUCACGUACGACUAUGAACCCAAUGAUGAAUCGGUUUCCUUCUGUAUCAAGGAAAACGCAGAUGUCACACCUAUUCACUACCCAAUUGACACUCCAAAGGGGGCUCCCGGGUAUGUGGCUUACGCUGCUUACGACUCCGAUGCACAGUUGAUCAGUCAAUUGUGCGAUGAUGCUAUCAUUAUGCAUUUCUAA
Molecule: messenger RNA, 423 nt
Organism: Lachancea sp. 'fantastica'
Lineage: Eukaryota; Fungi; Ascomycota; Saccharomycetes; Saccharomycetales; Saccharomycetaceae
Source: the annotation of a GenBank genome assembly